AGUGUGUUUGGUAGCCUUGUCUGCUCCCUCAGUUUCAAGUUUCAACUCCUUCUCCCUCUCUCUUCUCUCCAAUUAUUUAUUUUCCUUCUCAAAGCUCAAUCCUUUAUUUUGUUUUCUUUUUUUUAAAAAAAAUCUAAAGUCUUUCUCUAGACUGUGCAAAACCCACCCUUAAGAUGCGCCACUCUUUUUCUUUCCCUUUGUUUCAAGACAUGAAAGUUUAUUCUUCUUUUACUCUCACUUUCUUGCCAUGAACUCCUGCUUUAAUUUUACAGUUUUUGUAGCUUAUUGCCAUGGACUUUGGGGUUCUUGGUUUGGAGGGUCUUGUGGGUCCUGAAAGUAGUAGUCAUGCUCCUUCUCAUGUCUCACUUCCUGAGACCAAACCAAGGAUUCUUGGAUCUGUGUUAACUAAGCAAGAAAGAUCGUCUUCAUCUGCAUCUGCUCAGGAUGAUUACUGGAGGGCUUCAAAGAUGCCAAAACUUGAUGAUUUCUCUUCCACCAAAACAAUGCCACUGCACCAACCCGCUCCUUUGCUGAGACCUAAUUCUAUGUUUUCGAAUGAUUCUCGCCAACAAGAGCACAUGCUAAGCUUCUCUUCUCCAAAACCAGAAGCUACUCCAUUUCUCCUUAAAGAUGCUGGGUUGGUUGAGAGAAACACACAAAACCACACUGCCUUGAGUUUUCCUUACUACCAGCACGCACCUCUUUCCGCUAGCAGAAGUGCAGGUUAUGGCACUGGAAACUUGAAUGCAAGCAUGCAUGGGCCUUUUACUGGGGUUAGAGGACCAUUCACUCCAUCUCAGUGGAUGGAGCUUGAACACCAGGCCUUGAUCUACAAAUACAUCACUGCACGUGUGCCUGUGCCUUCCAAUUUAAUCAUUCCUCUCAAGAAAUCUCUCAACCCUUAUGGCUUACCUUUUUCCUCUGCUGGAUCAUUCCCUCCCAGUUCAUUGGGAUGGGGCACUUUCCACCUAAGUUACCCUGGCAACAACACUGAUCAGGAGCCUGGAAGGUGUCGUCGGACUGAUGGCAAGAAAUGGCGGUGCUCAAGGGAUGCUGUAGCUGACCAAAAAUAUUGUGAAAGGCACAUAAACAGAGGCCGCCAUCGUUCAAGAAAGCCUGUGGAAGGCCAGACUGGCCAUGCUGCUACUGGGACUGCCAGUUCAAAGGUGGUGCCAAUGUCUAACUCCAUGUCAACCUCGAUUACAACCAGUGGCGCUACCUCGAACAGCAUUGUGAUCACACAGCAACAGUUAAAAAAUUUGCAGCCGGCUGCUGCUUCCAACUCUUCUGCAGAUGCUCGUGUCAACGGAGCACAAGAUGCACGGAGGGUUUCUAUGAUGUCUUCCACUAUCAACCGGAAAUCUGACGAGUCUACUCUCUGUAUUCCUAGACAAGAUAUCCUAAUUGAACAGUGCUCUCAAACAGAGUUUGGACUUGUCUCCUAUGAUUCCCUCCUCAACCCAUCGCAGAAGAGCUCUUACUUUAACUCUAAACCCUACGAGUCUUUUCUAAACUUUAGUGCUGAAGAAAGCCAUGAUCAGCAUCCCCUUCGUCAAUUCAUUGAUGACUGGCCGAAGGACCAAUCUAAUCGUUCUGUCAUUAGCUGGCCAGAAGAGUUGAAAUCUGACUGUACCCAGCUCUCAAUGUCAAUCUCAAUGGUCUCGUCAGACUUCUCGUCGUCAUCAUCCUCACUUCUGCGAGAGAAACUUGCCUUCUCACCAUUGAGGUUAUCUAGCGAGUUUGACCCUAUACAAAUGGGUUUAAGGGUGAGCGGUGACCAUAAUGAAUCAAGCCAGAAGCGAGCCAACUGGAUACCUAUCUCAUGGGGAACUUCAAUUGGCGGCCCUUUAGGAGAGGUCUUGACCACCAGCGCCAGCCAUGCGGAUUCCUGCAAAAGCUCAUCAGCUCUUAACCUUUUAAGAGAGGGUUGGGAUGGCAGCCCGCAGCUGGGAUCUUCUCCAACAGGAGUCUUGCAGAAAUCGACUUUUGGUUCACUUUCAAAUAGCAGUUCAGGUAGCAGCCCAAGAGCAGAGAGCAAGAAAAACAAUGAAAGUGCUAGUCUGUAUGAGGAUGCGGUUGGUUCGAUAAUUGCAAGUGAUCCCCUAUUCCAUCCCUGUAAUCAAGAAAAUGGUUAGGAUGAAACUUGUGAAGAAGAAGCUUGGAGUUAUCUAUCUUAUUAAUUUCUGCAGACUGUUUCUCCUUGUUGCUUGUUUUUUCCCCUCAAAUCUAGAAUGUAAAGGCUUGGCUGAUUCCCAAUUGAAUAGGUAUCGGCCAUUCUUGCACGUAUGGAUCUGUAGGGAUCUUUAAUGUGUGAAUUAAAGUAAUUUUUCUCCUGCUUUGUUUGA
Messenger RNA from Populus nigra (black poplar), 2345 nucleotides. Its product is annotated as growth-regulating factor 1-like. Gene Ontology annotation, biological process: developmental process; regulation of DNA-templated transcription; DNA-templated transcription. Bases 291 to 2135 code for a protein of 614 amino acids. The record is from RefSeq and is a predicted model, not a curated record. Gene Ontology annotation, molecular function: ATP binding. NCBI's taxonomy places the organism in Eukaryota, Viridiplantae, Streptophyta, Magnoliopsida, Malpighiales, Salicaceae. Gene Ontology annotation, cellular component: nucleus. The transcript has 4 exons.